AUGAAGCAUCAAGAAUUCUGGUGCCUAGGUCGAGUGACGGAGGCUACGCUUGCCACCGAACUCCUCAAUCCUACCUCUAACCCUUCGAAAUUCCCAACUCCAACGACCGUCAGAGAAACAAAACAUCCAGCGCCGUCAAUACAGCAGCGCUCGCCAGCUUCACACUCCCAGCUCUGUUCGGACGCCCUGCACCGUCCGUCUCGCCCGCCGUACAGUGCACAGGAGGCUGACGGGGUAUCAGGAUUCAACGUUGAGACUGUCGAAUACAAGAACAUUCAGUUUACCGUGUGGGAUGUCGGUGGUCAGGACAAGAUCCGUCCAUUGUGGAGACAUUACUUCCAGAACACCCAGGGUAUCAUUUUCGUCGUUGACAGCAACGAUCGUGAUCGUGUCGUCGAGGCCAGGGAAGAGUUACAGAAGAUGCUCAACGAGGACGAGCUACGGGACGCCCUGCUCCUUGUCUUCGCCAACAAACAGGAUUUGCCCAACGCCAUGAGCCCAGCCGAGAUCACCCAGCAACUUGGCCUACAGUCCUUGAACAGACGUGCCUGGUACAUCCAAUCCACCUGCGCCACCACCGGAGACGGUCUCUACGAGGGUCUCGAAUGGCUUGCCGGUGCCCUGAAGAAGGCUGGUCACGAGUAA
This is a messenger RNA of Arthroderma uncinatum, 645 nucleotides long. Its product is annotated as ADP-ribosylation factor. NCBI's taxonomy places the organism in Eukaryota, Fungi, Ascomycota, Eurotiomycetes, Onygenales, Arthrodermataceae. Gene Ontology annotation, biological process: vesicle-mediated transport; intracellular protein transport. The record is from RefSeq and is a predicted model, not a curated record. Bases 1 to 645 code for a protein of 214 amino acids. The transcript is spliced from 5 exons. Gene Ontology annotation, cellular component: cytoplasm; plasma membrane. Gene Ontology annotation, molecular function: GTP binding; GTPase activity.